CAAAAUUUGUGUUGUGCUACGUCACAAAUAUGACGCGACUGAUAGCGCUCUGUUUACAACGACUGUCCAAUAUGAUUCUUCUAUCCAAGGUCGCUCGCAGUGCACCACCACUUUUCACCUCAAUCUUUGAUGGAGUUCCGCGGCCUGCGCCCGGCCUCUGUCGACGGCGGCGAGGACGAGGGCCCCUUCUUUGACCAUAAGUUUGCCGCCUCGGAGGAAGGGCUUCGUCGGAGUAAUAACCAGAAUGGAAAUGCGGCGGUGGCGGCAGAGUUCGCCUUCGCCGGAAGUUGUAGUCUCCGGCGCGAUUUAGCUCUCUCAUUCUCUACCUCCGGAGGGUUUUUCUUUAAGGGGCGCCUGGUCUCCGACGACGACUCUACACCAUCGUCCAAGAUGCAAGUGCCUGCUUGUCUCCUAAAACUCAGCGCCUUCACGUUCGGAUUUCACCAGCGGGCGAGGUCGGCCUCGCCGGAGGCCGACACCGGAGCCUACCCUGUCUCCUCGUCGUCGUCACCAACGCAGAGCAAGUUUUCCUACAAGCUCAAAGUAGAGGAGCUGCCGCCGUCGGCCUUCGCAAGGAACAGAAGAUCCGCAUCCGCCGCCUCACCGGCUGGUGAAGCGGCGAACAAGAGGAAACUACCAGGAGACAUCCUCCAAAGGUAUCUGAGCAAAAUUAAGUCUCUUUAUACGAGGAUCUCGAAGCGGUUCGACCGAGACGGAAAGGUCCGUCCCGGCGCCGGCGAGGGCUGGGGAGACCAGAUCAAACAUCAGCGCUCCUCUGCUUCCAGCCGUUUGAGCAAGAGUCGGUCGACAUCGGCGAGGGCAUCCGUCCGCUCAUCACCGCCGGUGGCCAGAAGACUGGACGACACAUUGCUGGAGCAGCAAGACGGGAUCCAAAGCGCCAUUGCCCACUGUAAGCGGUCAUUAAACAAAGGUCCUGAGGCGUCGCUGACGCGGUCAAGUAGCGAUCCGGCCUACGCGAGACCGGCCGAAGGGAGCAACGCACGGAAGCAAGAAGAUGUAACCUUCCUCCCUUUGGAUUUUAAUAACAGGUCAUGA
Molecule: messenger RNA, 1056 nt
Organism: Zingiber officinale
Lineage: Eukaryota; Viridiplantae; Streptophyta; Magnoliopsida; Zingiberales; Zingiberaceae
Product: probable membrane-associated kinase regulator 2
Exons: 2
Coding region: 130-1056 (308 amino acids)
Cellular component (GO): plasma membrane
Source: RefSeq, a predicted model, not a curated record